Molecule: messenger RNA, 2846 nt
Organism: Exophiala mesophila
Lineage: Eukaryota; Fungi; Ascomycota; Eurotiomycetes; Chaetothyriales; Herpotrichiellaceae
Exons: 3
Coding region: 293-2575 (760 amino acids)
Source: RefSeq, a predicted model, not a curated record
ACACACCAACCAGCUCUCUCCUCUCUCCUCCUUGUCAUCCCCUCUUCCCCUCGUCCCUCAUUAUUGGCACUAUGUCAUUUCCCCGUCUACCUACGGAGUAGUCACUCCGCUUGUCCGAGUAUGGAUGUACGUGCGUCGGAACAAAGCAUUUGCUCGUCCUGUUCCUGUCUGGGCCCGUUGACUUUGGCGUCAUGGCCGGGCUAGACAGCGUCCUCAGGCCGGCUAGAAUGCCAGACUAUGUGUCCAUGACCACCUGAAUAUAUCCAUCCUAGCCUACACGCCCAUUUACUACAUGAAUCACGUACACCAUUUCGAUCCUUUGCCAAUUCAAUCAGUUUCGCGUUCUUCGUUUCUUUUCCUCGUGCCUCGGUCCAUACAACUCUCCACUCGCCGCAUACCCUUCAUACUUGCCCGUCCUUGGGCCAAUUGUGCAAUUCGUCAUUCCUCAUUCCAAGAGGACCAAAUCGUUCCUCCUUUCAUCCUGCGCAUCAUGUCUCCAAAUAACACGGUCCAGGACUCAGUCCAGUCCGCCUCCCUGUCAGACCCAGAGACGUUCUGGGACAAGCAUGCUAAAGAACUAUACUGGCACAAGCCCUACAGCUCAGCGCUACGACAGACAACCAAAAAAUUGCAAGGCGGUGUGUCACACCCACACUGGUCAUGGUUUCCUGACGGCGAAAUCAAUACCACAUACAACUGCGUCGACCGCCACGUCAAGGCUGGAAAUGGUGACAAACUUGCUCUUGCCUGGGACAGCCCCGUCAGUGGCAGCAAAGAAAAGUAUACCUAUGCGCAGCUCCUCGACGAAGUGGAACUGUUGGCUGGUGUUCUACGGGAAGAGGGCGUCCAAAAGGGUGAUGUCGUCCUCAUUUACAUGCCAAUGAUACCUGCUGCAGUCUUUGGAAUCCUCGCCACUGCUCGGCUGGGUGCAGUCCAUGCUGUAGUCUUUGGUGGGUUUGCUGCCAACAGCUUGGCCCAACGGAUCGAUGCUUCCAAGCCCAAGGUCAUCCUCACCGCCAGCUGCGCCAUUGAGGGCUCCAAAGGCCCUCUGGAGUACCGACCAUUUGUCGAGGGAGCAAUUAAACGAAGCAGCCACAAACCCAGCAAGACCAUCAUUUGGCAACGAGAAACGAGAUGGAAUCCUGUCAAAACGGAGGAAGGCCAAAGGAAUUGGCAAAGCCUGGUCAGAAAUGCUCGCGUGCGAAACACUCGGGCAGAGGCCGUUCCUAUCAAGAGUACCGAUCCUCUCUACAUCAUCUACACAAGUGGAACCACCGGCCUGCCCAAAGGUGUCCUGCGAGAAGCCGGUGGCCAUGCUGUCGCUUUGAAUCUGAGCAUCAAGUACUUAUUCGACGUCAAAGGGCCCGGCGAUGUCAUCUUUACUGGAAGUGACAUUGGCUGGGUUGUUGGUCACUCAUACAUCAUCUACGCUCCCCUUCUCGCUGGCGCUACAACCGUCAUGUAUGAAGGCAAACCCAUUGGAACCCCGGAUGCAGGCGCCUUCUGGCGAUUGGUAGAUGAGUACAAAGUCACGAGCUUAUUCACCGCACCCACCGCCUUGCGAGCCAUCAGGAAGGAGGAUCCUCAGGACAAGUUUUUCAAAGCCCUUGGUGACAAAGGUCGUUUGAGACACUUACGAGCGGUAUUCUUGGCUGGCGAAAGGUCAGAGCCGGCCAUCAUCACCCAUUAUCAGGAACUCUUGAGCAAAUAUGCGGCGCCGGACGCCCGUGUCAUCGAUCAUUGGUGGUCAAGCGAAUCUGGUAGUCCCAUGACGGGUCUUGCUUUGCGGCCUGCAAUUGGACUCGACCACCACAGCCGAGAACAACACAAAGCCCUUCAGAUCAAACCUGGUAGUGCCGGAAAACCAAUGCCAGGAUUCGACGUCCGCAUCGUGGACGAUGAGGGCAUUGAGGUCAAGCCAGGAAAUAUGGGCAACAUUGUUCUAGCCACCCCACUCGCCCCCACCGGCUUCACCACGCUAUUCAACGACGAUGACAGGUUUUACAAAGGCUAUCUGAAGAGAUUCGAGGGUAAAUGGCUCGACACUGGAGACGCCGGCAUGAUCGACGAGGACGGAUAUGUCCAUGUGAUGAGUCGGAGCGAUGACAUUAUCAACGUUGCUGCACAUCGAUUCAGUACUGGCGCGAUCGAACAAGCCAUCACAUCUCAUCCAGCUGUCGCCGAAGCUUGCGUAGUAGGUGUCCCCGACGCCAUGAAAGGUCAUUUACCGUUUGCAUUCGUCGUUCCUUCCACGUCCCAAGACUCAAAUCUCCCCGCAACCCCUUCGAAAGAGUUCUUCACCGAGAUCAACAAUAUUGUCCGGUCACAGAUUGGUGCCAUUGCCUCGCUUGGGGGUAUUGUUCAAGGCAAAGGGAUGAUCCCCAAGACUCGAAGCGGCAAAACCUUGAGAAGAGUGCUGAGAGAGUUAGUGGAGAACGGUGCCGAAGGGAAAUUUGACAAGGAAGUCAAUGUCCCUGCCACGGUCGAGGAUAAAGAGGUCGUCGAAGUGGCAAGACAAAGGGUGCGGGAGUGGUUUGACGAGAGGAAGAAGCAGACCGGAAAGGCCAAGUUGUAAUGGCAAAAUACAACAGAUCACUGUACAGAAAACUGCGGUAUAUCUACUCUCGCGCAUGACAACGGCUUACCCAGAUGGCGGUGCUGCGAAGAAGGGGGUAGAUGGACGCUUUGGAACAUGGGCGCUGCGAAUGCAGUAACGGCCUAAAGGAGGAAUUCUUUGUCAAUCUCGCAUUGCAAAGCCGUAAAUAAGGUUUAUGAUUAGAGGAUAGCUCCGCAAGCAGCGAAGCCAUUGUCAAGGCGAAUAUUGACUGAACAUUGAACAUUGAACA